This is a messenger RNA of Amoebophrya sp. A120, 1105 nucleotides long. The record is from the annotation of a GenBank genome assembly. NCBI's taxonomy places the organism in Eukaryota, Dinophyceae, Syndiniales, Amoebophryaceae.
AUGGAGGAUUUCGACACUAGCUCGAAUUCUGACAGCAGCGAGGACAAUUCGGGUGACUUUGAAGAUUUUCUGAAAACAAACGAGGUCGAGAGGGAAGUUGCUGGGCGCGGGGGAGUAUGAAUUGCAAAAGUAUCGUACUCGUAGUUUUGCAAUUAUACAAAUUCGCUCAGCAUUACAACUAGACUUUGUCAUGCGCUUUCAGCUUAAAAAGGGGAUUUGUAAUGCAUAAAUGCAAUCGCUACGAGUACAACGAUACUUUUGCACAGGAUAGGGGGCCGAUAGUGACGACUACUACCCGUUUGUCGAAGCGUUCACUUCUCCGGAAGAAGCCAUUUUGUCAGAGAUGAAACGGAGAACCACGACGGCCGCGAGCGGGAUGUUUUUGGACAAUAGUGGUGGUGGAGGAGUAGGAGGAAGAAGAACGACGGUGAGGGAUUACGAACAGCAGGAGUUGUACGACGGAGAAUUUUGAUUGAAGAUGGCACCGAUCAUCAAGUGAGUACAGGAUGUCGAUGCACAAACAACUGUGCGAUUGAUGUGUACUGUAUCGCAGUCAACAGACAACGCGUGAAUCCUAUCCACGAAAAUGUGUAUAUACCAAAAAAACAGUCAAACAAUUGAUGAUGAUUAGACGAAGACGUCCACGCAAUUUUACGAUUUGGAUUAUUUCUUCACUUCGAGCAAAAUCUGGUACUAGUAAGCGCCGGUAUUUUUAGCUUUUCUAUUGAUGUUUGUAUGAUGACGAUCAUUGAGAUUGAGAGACGAGGAAUUAUUAGCUGCAUAAAACUGGAAAAGUUUUACAUUCUGGAAAUGGAAAAGAUGACAUUUACGACUUUACAGAAACGAUGUCAAUCUCGGUCGAACGCGGGCGAAUUUUAAGUGAAAAUUGUGACACUCAUACUUCUUUCGAGCUCUAAUUCAAAACAGCACAUGCACAGUUUCAAUGAACUACGUCAUUCAAGAUAUCUUCACACUCAGUAGCUAGUAUGAAUUUGUCGAUGAGCAUGUCUUAGCUCUGCAUGUAAAAUGAACGACUGCAAACACUUACGCUUUUACCGUACAAAAAUUUUGGAAUGAAGCUUCAACAAAAGCGACAUUACCGCAU